AUGGCGACCGUCGACUUCGACAUCAACAAUGCCCUCAAGCAUUACAUGUCAGAUCCGACAACCAUCCCGACUCCCGAAGCCGAUGCUGCCCUCUUCGACUGCGAAAAUGACGCCGAGGCCCUCACAAACCCCCUCAUCAACCCCGUCCUCAACCCCAUUGUCGACGCCGUCGCAGACAACCCAGACGCAAUCAUGCGCUCCGCAAACAUGGACUCGCUGCAGUUUCUCCUCAAAUACACGUCCUUUCUACCCACGCACGCCCUGAGCAAAAUCUUCGACCUAGUCAUGAGUGGCCUGAGCGCAGAGACCGACGCCGUCCACAACGACAUCGACUCACCAGACGAGCAGGACGCGGUGCCCCAUCACAAACAGCUCCUCGAAAUCUACGGCUUCCUCCUCCAGUGGACCAUUGCCGCCGUCGAGACAAAAGCCGCCGAGAAGUCAUCGAGUGCGCCGGCCGCCCGCGGGCGAGGAAAGCCCAAAAAGGGCGUGUCCAAGGAUGAUUCGUGGGACUCGGCGACGCAGCUCCAGGCGGCUCUUGACACCAUGUGCAAGGUGCUGAAGCUGAAGCUGUCCAAGAUCUUCUUGACGACCAGCGAGAGGGACACCUUUGUGGGGCUGCUCACUCGCCCAGUCUCCAUGAUCCUGGAGAGCGAGCAACGCGUCAAGACCACGUCGAUUCGCAUGCACUGCUUCAAGGUGCUCUGCAUAGCCGUCAAGCACCAUGGCCAUGGAUACGCGGCGCAAAUCAACGUCAUUCAGAAUCUCACCUACUUUGAGCACUUGGCCGAGCCCAUGGCCGAGUUUCUGCACAUCCUGGCCGAAACGUACGACUAUCCCCAGCUUGCCGACGAGGUCCUGCGGGAAAUCAGCAAUAAGGAGUUCAACUCCAACGACACGCGUGGGCCCAAGUCCGUCUCGGCUUUCGUUGCAAAGCUCUCGGAGCUGGCCCCACGGUUGGUGAUUAAACAGAUGACAAUGCUCGCCAAGCAGCUCGAUAGCGAGUCGUAUACGCUUCGUUGCGCCCUGAUCGAGGUUUGCGGCAACAUGAUUUCGCAUCUCAGCAAGCAGGACGAGCGCGGCGAGAACCACAAGUCUCAACUCAACGCCUUCUUCGAUGUCCUCGAGGAGCGAUUCCUCGACAUCAACCCCUACAGCAGAUGCCGGACGCUGCAAGUGUACAUGAAGCUCUGCGAGCUCGACCAAAAAUUCCCCAAGCGCCGACAAAGGGCGGCCGAACUCGCGUGUCGAAGCCUCGAGGACAAGAGCAGCAACGUGCGGCGCAACGCCAUCAAGCUGCUGGGUACGCUCAUCAAGACGCAUCCCUUCACCGUCAUGCACGGCGCCCAGCUGUCGCGCAAAGAAUGGCAGGCUCGCCACGACAAGGUCGAGGAGGAGCUCAAUGCGCUGAAGCCACCGCCGGGGAUGCCCGGCUUUGGCGAAGACAAGGCAAACAUGACCGUCGACAACGAGCUCCUCGACGACGCGACACAGGUCGGCUCGCCCGAAAAGCCCAAGCCGAUGACGGACGACGAAAAGAUGGCGGCCAUAAAAAAGGCCCAGGAGGAGUCCGCCACGAGCGAGGCCAUUGAGAAGCUUACCCUCACGCGGAGGUACUACAACGAGGCUCUCAAGUUCAUCGACGUGCUACACGACGCCACGGGCAUCGUCUGCCAGCUGCUCGGCUCUCGCAACAAGAGUGAGGUGAUUGAGGCGAUUGACUACUUUGAAAUCGGCGAUGCCUACAACAUUGAGCAAAACAAAGUCGGUAUCCGGCGCAUGCUGCGCCUCAUCUGGACCAAGGGCAACAGCGACGAGGGCAAGGGCGUCCAGAGCCACCUGAUUGAGUGCUACAGACGGCUCUUCUUCGAGGCCCCCGAGACGUUUAGCCCCAACGACGCCGCCAACUACAUUGCGCGGAACAUGAUCAGCCUGACGUUUGGGGCGACGCCGGCGGAGCUCACGUCGCUGGAGCAGCUGCUUGCCACCAUGAUGAAGGGCGGCAUCAUCCCCGACAGCGUCAUCUCGAAGCUGUGGCAGGUCUAUGGCGUGCAGAAGCGGGACAUCUCGAGGACCCAGCGGCGCGGGGCCAUCAUUGUGCUCGGCAUGCUCGCCUCGGCAAACCCCGAAAUUGUCGUGGGCGAGAUUGAAACGAUGCUCUGCACCGGCCUCGGCUCCCACGGCCGCAACGACCUGCAGCUGGCCAAGUAUACGUGCAUUGCGCUCAGGCGCAUCAACCCUACCGGUCGCCAGGCAAAGGACUCGGUGGCCAAGUUCUCCCGGUUGCCCAACGACCACGCCGUGUCGGCGCGGCUUGCCGCCAUCACAGAGGUGCCGUCUGACAGCAAGGAGUGGUACGGGGUGGCGGAGCAGGCCAUCAACGCCAUCUACGCAAUCUCCAAGCACCCCGACACGCUCUGCUCGGACGUGGUCCGGCGAAAGACGCGCCAGGUGUUUGGCGGCUCCCACGGCCGCCCCCCGUCACGCCCGGGCUCGCGCGACGAGACGCAGGCCGCGCCCUGUGCGCUGGAGCCUACGAGUACGCCCGCGGCCCAGCCGCCCAAGAAGCGCGACAACGCCAUUGCCCUGUCACAGCUUCUCUUCAUCGUGGGCCACGUCGCCAUCAAGCAGAUUGUUCAUCUCGAGCUGUGUGAGCUCGACUUUAAGCGCAGGAAACAGGACAAGGAGAAGCAGGCGAGUACCAAGACGGAUAAGGAAAAGGAGGAUGCCGACGAGCUGGACCUCAUCGGCGGCACGUCCGAGGACGACUUUACCGAGGCAAUGGCCCACAUCCGGGAGCGGGAGCUGCUGUACGGGCCGACUUCGCUGCUGGCGCUGUUUGGUCCGCUCGUGUCGGAGAUAUGCGCCAACAACACAAGCUACGCCGACAAGGGGCUGCAGGGAGCGGCGACGCUGUGCCUGGCAAAGCUCAUGUGCGUGUCGGCCGAGUACUGCGAGGCCAACCUGCCGCUGCUCAUUACCAUCAUGGAGCGGUCUCCAGACCCGACGGUGCGGUCCAACGCCGUCAUUGCGCUGGGCGACAUGGCAGUAUGCUUCAACCAUCUGAUAGACGAGAAUACCGAUUUUUUGUAUCGGCGCCUGGCCGACGACGACGCCUCAGUCAAGCGAACGUGCCUGAUGACGCUGACGUUUCUGAUCCUGGCCGGGCAGGUCAAGGUCAAGGGCCAGCUGGGCGAGAUGGCCAAGUGUCUGGAGGACGAGGACAGGCGGAUCGCGGACCUAGCGCGCAUGUUCUUUACGGAGCUGAGCACCAAGGACAAUGCUGUGUACAACCAUUUUGUCGACAUGUUCAGCCUGCUCAGCGCCGGGGAGAGGAUGGACGAGGAGAGCUUCAGGCGCAUUAUCCGGUUCCUGCUGGGAUUCGUUGAAAAGGAUAAGCAUGCCAAGCAGCUGGCGGAGAAGCUGGCGGCGAGGCUGUCGCGGUGCGAGACGGAGCGGCAGUGGAACGACGUGGCGUUUGCGCUGGGGCUGCUGCCGCACAAGAACGAGGAUAUUGCCAAGACGGUGUCGGAGGGUUUCAAGGUGAUUCGGGCGGCUGCGUAA
Molecule: messenger RNA, 3564 nt
Organism: Hirsutella rhossiliensis
Lineage: Eukaryota; Fungi; Ascomycota; Sordariomycetes; Hypocreales; Ophiocordycipitaceae
Product: non-SMC mitotic condensation complex subunit 1, n-term domain-containing protein
Exons: 5
Coding region: 1-3564 (1187 amino acids)
Biological process (GO): meiotic chromosome condensation; mitotic chromosome condensation; mitotic cell cycle
Cellular component (GO): nucleus; condensed chromosome, centromeric region
Molecular function (GO): histone binding
Source: RefSeq, a predicted model, not a curated record